CAGUGAACAGUUUGAUCACACUUAUGACAUGCAGUUGCCAUAUAUAAGUGGAGGGCAAUUGGGCACUAUCGCAAAUUGCAAAACAAAGAACAAAACGCUAGUAAGACAAUCGUUCUAUUGGUGCGCUAAAUUGUCUCAUAGUGCUGUCAAAGAGCAUAUUAGUACGUGAAUAUUUCAGGAUUGCCAUACACUGCCUAAGCGUGCAGAGGCCUCACCCUCAAAGGCCUUUUCACUGGCAAUGUACUCUGCCACAGCGUCCACAGCCUCACAGCCCAGGAAGCAGUCAUUGUGGGACAAAAGGUUAGGAUAACUGGCCUACAUUAAAGUUACAUAAUUGACCACAGCAUGGAUUCUGGAUUCCUCCCACCCAGUACCAUUACAGGAGAAGCAUUACUCCCAGUGGAGAAGUCUAUGUUAAGAACACCGUGUCAAUCAGAAAAAGGAGGAAGCAUCUUACUGCAUUUGCUGGAAUUUAGAACACAUCUCCUUGAAGCUGUAGAGGAGCUGCACAUUCGAAGGGAUGCAGAAACGCAAUUUGAGAAUCAGAUUGGUAAAGUGGUGUUGGAGAAACAGGAGAUGGAGUGGGAAAAGGAAUCAUUGCAACAUCAAAUCACAACAGCUACAAAGCAGCAUGCAGAGUCUCUCAUCACUAUUGAAAAGCAGUUACAGAUAAAAAUAAGAAGCACAGAAGAGGAGAAGGGGAAAUUCCAGGUCAUUUCUGAGUUAAAAGAGAAGGAGAUUAGCAACUUGAAAGAAGAGCUGAAAGCACUCCAGCUGCUGAAGUACAACUUUGAAAAGAAAGCCAAUGAGUUGGAACAGAAGCAAGCUUUGCAGAGUAGGUCAAAAGACAGUCACCUAAUCCAAAUGGGAGAGGUUGAGAAACGGUUUGAUGCUCUAGCAAGGCAGUGUGCCACACUCAAGAAGGCUCAUACGCAACUAGAGGAGAAUGUUGAUGAAGUCAUGAAGAGAAAUAAGAAACUAACAGCUACAAAUGAAAAACAUGAAGCAACUAUUCAAGCGCUAAUGAAGGAGUUAGAGGAGGUCAACACCAAAUUGAUUCAGACAAAGUUGUCAUCGGUUCAACAUGACAACACCUAUGCCGUAAUGACCCAGACAAAGCAGCAUUUAAGCCAGCUGAGUUACAAGCUCGGGAUGGAAAAGAUAAUGAAUAAAAAACUACGGGAAGAGAACACUGUUGUGAGUUCAGAGAAACAAGAGGUUAUUAUGUCGCUGCAAUACACCCAGCAGCUCUUUUUGAACCAGGUACAUGCUGUGAACAGACUAGAGCAACAGCUGCUGACACAAGAGGAGCAGUGCAAGUUUCUAGAGCAAGUACAUGAAGAGAUGCAAGAGAAGACCAAGUCAAUGAAAGAAAAAAUUACCCAAUUGAUGAGAGUGGAGAAAGAAUUUCAAGCACUGAAAGAAGUGCAUGAUGACCUUCAACAAAAACACAAUGAAUUGACUGCACAGGUCAAAGUGCAGGCCCACACUAUAAACGAGUUGGAGAUGUUCCCAAGUCUAACAGAGGGAACGAGAGGGAGACCUCCUGAUGAACCCAAAUCCAGCUCCACGCUGUCUUUCUUUGGCAGCCAGCAGAACUCAGCCAUUUCUCAGAACAAAAUCCUGGACUGUCUGGAAGAUACGAGAGCUAACACUAAACUGGAUGGCGAAAUGGGAGGACAAGGAACUCCACAGCUCCAUGAAACUUUUGAAGCUCAGCUACAAGUGCAAUGUAAGAAGUCCUUGUCAAUUCAAUCACCCCAAAGGCUCCUGGGACUGUCGGAAACAAUGGAAAAUAAUAAUACCCUUUUGAAUAAAGAAAGAAGCAGCUAUAGUGAAGUGUCAAAUGUGACUUGUGCCACUAUACACCAGUCUGUUAAUGACAUAACCAUCAGUGAAAUUUUAGUGGAUGGACUAAACACACCAAGUUCAGACAUGUCAAGCAACGACCUACAGGCCAACGAUAGAAGGCAAGGAGAUGGGAGCACAAGCCAAAAUGAAUCAGACAACACAGGAAUGAACGAAGUGGAAGGGACAAGCGACAAAACUGAUGAAGGCUCCACAAAUAAAAGACAGUCAAGGAAGACAGAAGAUGAUCUGGAAGAGAUUUGUGUUGGUGAGGAGGAGGUCAUACGUACUUCCCAACCUGGAAAUCGUGGGAACAUUCAAGAAAAUAAUAGUUUGUGUACACAAGAAUCCAAAAAAGAAACAGCAACAAAUUGCAGGAAUGGAGGGAAGGAAGAAGGAAAGACGGAAACUGAGAUGGAGGCCCAGACAUCUUGCAAUUUUAAGAGCAACACCUCAUCGGACAUUGACUUUAUGGUCAUCAGUGAGAAAAUAGGCACUGUCUGUGAGGCGGACUGUUAUCAAAACGUCACAGAGAAGGUUGCUGACCAGAGUCUUGUUAACAUGACUGAAGGGCAGCUACUUCAAGACAUUAGUUGUCCUGCAAACCAAAGUCCCGAUGAUAGAGAUAUUUCACUUGUGGAAGAUGCUCAACGCUCAUGUCAGUUUGAGGUCCAAACCAAUGCGGAAACAGUCAAGCCCUCACCAACUGUGGGUCAUCCAGUGAUUGAGAAAACGAAAGAAGUGAAAUUGGAUGAAUCAAUAGCUACUGUUCAAACGAAAUUUUCUGACCUUCUGAAGCAACCAGCUGAUUCUGUGACGAAUCCGACAAUGGCAGAAACUACUAAUUUUAAGGAGGUCAAGAAAACUAUUGUUGACGCUGGAAUUGAAUCUGAUAAUCAGGGUGUACAAGAACUGUCAAACGAAGUAAUGGACAUUUUUGAAAGUAAUGCAUGCAAGGAGGUAUAUGGAAUGGCCUCCCAGACGAAAUCUGUCACUUGUGAUGGGGAUUUGAAAACUUCCAUUUCCAACCCAGAAAAUGGAGAAUCUUCAAAGAAAUUUGAAAAUGUUUCGUCAGGCUCAAUUCAACCAAAAAAUGGUCUUGUGGAAACACUUGAGAAUGGUACUGCAUGCCUUGAGCAGCCAGUUGUAAAAGAAACCCUUUGUGAUGCCGAAGAGUUGCCUGCUUUGCCUGUUUUAAAGACCCACCAGCCAUCAGUUGACUGGGGUGGUUCUCAACAGACGGUACUAUCCUUGGCUAACUCCAUCCUGCAGCCAAAUGUUCAGAAUUCUACUGUGUCUGAGCAAAAUGCAAGUAAUGCUCUCUGCUCAACCCAGCUCAGUAAAGAACACUUGAUGAUUAUAAGAGCCUCUGAGUUGUUGAAGGUCUCCAAUGCCUCUGCAUCCACAGAAUUUGGGAGGAAACAUAAGCUGAAAGACUGGAACAUUUUUGGAAAAAACUUCAGAGAAACAGCAGCAACCUAUAAAGGCAAGGCGUCAUUGUCUGUCCCUACUUGUCCAGUCUCCAGCGCUUCCAGCACAUGGCCGACUCCUUCUGGAACCUCUGUGCCUGAUGUAGCUUCAAAAUCUGAUAUUGAGUUUAAACCGCAGUGCUCCCAGGAAGAAGAACAGUCAUCUAUCAGAGCCCAGAUAUCAAAAAUUGAACAGUUUUUACAAACAGAAAGGCUCCACUUUUUCAAGCGAAGACGUACAGAGAACUGAACCAACAUGUUGUUAGUGCAGGUUUCAAUGUUUUGAAUUCACUCUGGUUUGAGCACUGGAAAGUUACUUGUUGAAAUAUAAAUCAAUAUUAAUUCAAUGCAAUUCUCGAUCAUAGUGUUUCAAUUUUACGGUUACUAGUUUAGAGUAUUGCUUGCAUGUCAAAUGUUUUUUCCUGCUCCACAUUUAUUUAUGGUGUAGCUGGAAUGGGAACGAAGUAUCAAAUAUUUGUUAGAAUAUUCCCUGUACUUUAGCCAUUCAAACAACACGAUUUAGGAUUUAUUUUAUUUUAUUUUAUUUAUUUAGUUUAUUAUUUAUUUAGUUAUUUAGUUUGUUUACUAUACUUGAUCCUUUUUGUAAUAUUUGUGUGUAUGUAUACAUGUAUGUCUUUAUAUGAACAUGCGUAUUUUGGUAUUAGUCUCUAUUGAAACUUGCCAUUAGUUUUACACACCUUGCUCUGAUUAAUAAACAGCAAAGGCCACA
Molecule: messenger RNA, 4047 nt
Organism: Corythoichthys intestinalis (scribbled pipefish)
Lineage: Eukaryota; Metazoa; Chordata; Actinopteri; Syngnathiformes; Syngnathidae
Product: coiled-coil domain-containing protein 73-like
Exons: 21
Coding region: 346-3567 (1073 amino acids)
Source: RefSeq, a predicted model, not a curated record